CGAGUUCUAAAAGAAAUGUUCUCCGACGGCCACACAAAUUGGGGUAGGAUUGCUACCCUUUUUGCUUUCGGAGCGGCUCUCUGUAAAUAUUCCCUUGAAAAUAACAAGCAGGAGCUUAUAGAACCAAUCACAGACUCCAUCGCACUCUACAUUUCUACAAAUAAAUCCAACUGGAUAAGGCAACAAAAUGGCUGGGUUGGUUUUUUUUUAUUU
Molecule: messenger RNA, 213 nt
Organism: Helobdella robusta
Lineage: Eukaryota; Metazoa; Annelida; Clitellata; Rhynchobdellida; Glossiphoniidae
Exons: 1
Biological process (GO): regulation of apoptotic process; extrinsic apoptotic signaling pathway in absence of ligand; intrinsic apoptotic signaling pathway in response to DNA damage
Cellular component (GO): mitochondrial outer membrane
Molecular function (GO): protein homodimerization activity; protein heterodimerization activity
Source: RefSeq, a predicted model, not a curated record